Messenger RNA from Solanum dulcamara, 3057 nucleotides. RefSeq lists its product as uncharacterized. The record is from RefSeq and is a predicted model, not a curated record. Lineage: Eukaryota; Viridiplantae; Streptophyta; Magnoliopsida; Solanales; Solanaceae. Bases 326 to 2599 code for a protein of 757 amino acids. Gene Ontology annotation, biological process: double-strand break repair via homologous recombination; protein deubiquitination. Gene Ontology annotation, molecular function: ubiquitin binding. The transcript is spliced from 19 exons.
UAACAACCAUCCAAACAGGCUUGAGCAACUGAGAAGGUUUUGCGUUUGAAUUGGGAGAGAGAAAAAUAAAGAAGAGAAUCAAAAGAUCAUUUCAAUCCCAAAACUAUCAAAGCCCUAAAGAAGAAGAGCCCUCUCUCUCUCUUUCCUGUAUUGGUCGAACUCACAGAAUACUACCAAUACUUAAAUCUACUUUCAUUUUCCAACUGUCUCAACCGUGAAGAUAAAUGGAAUUUUAGUGGAUAGACCUGAAAAAUAUUCCAGUAAGGUUUUCUGCUGACUGAAAGCGGCUGCUCUGUGCAAUUUUAAUGACGUAGGGAUAUCUGCAAUGCACCGUGUAGCGAGUGCAGGCAACACAUCCAAUUCGGUGCGGGGUCGGAAGGAGAAGAGGUUGACUUAUGUUUUAAAUGACGCGGAUGACACUAAGCAUUGUGCAGGUGUAAAUUGUUUGGCUCUGUUGAAGUCGUCCUCACCCGGUGGGUCUGAGUAUCUGUUUACUGGGAGCAGAGAUGGCACUUUAAAGAGAUGGGCAUUGGCUGAAGAUGGUGCCACCUGCUGUGCUACAUUUGAGUCGCAUGUUGAUUGGGUAAAUGAUGCUGUUCUUACAGGCAAUAACACAUUGGUUUCAUGCUCCUCAGACACCACUGUCAAGGUAUGGAAUGGCUUAUCUGAGGGAUCUUCUACCAAGACAUUUCGUCAGCACUCUGAUUAUGUCACUUGCCUUGCUUCAGCAGAAACAAAUAGCAAUGUUGUUGCAUCUGCUGGUCUUGGUGGUGAGGUUUACAUAUGGGACCUUGACGGUGCACUUUCCCCAACAUCUAAGUAUGAUGCAACUGAGGAAGACUGUUCUAAUGGUGUCAGUGGUGCAGGAAGUUCACUGCCCAUUACAAGCAUCCACCCUAAUAGUUCGAGCAACACCAUUUCCUUGCACUCCCAGUCACAAGGAUAUAUUCCCGUGUCUGCAAAAGGCCAUAAGGAGUCAGUAUAUGCAUUGGCAAUGAAUGACAGUGGAUCCCUUCUUGUUUCUGGUGGAACUGAAAAGGUUGUGCGUGUUUGGGAUCCAAGAACUGGUUCGAAGACCAUGAAGCUAAAAGGUCAUACAGAUAAUAUUAGGGCGCUACUUCUUGAUUCUACUGGCAGGUUCUGCUUAUCUGGGUCCUCUGAUUCCAUGAUUAGAUUAUGGGAUCUGGGUCAGCAGAGGUGUGUGCAUUCGUAUGCUGUGCAUACUGAUUCUGUAUGGGCACUUGCUAGCCCUCCAACAUUUAGUCAUGUUUAUAGUGGUGGAAGAGAUCUCUCUUUGUACUUAACAGAUUUGGCAACAAGGGAAAGUGUCUUGCUUUGUACAAAGGAUCACCCAAUUUUGCAGUUAGCAUUACAUGGUGAUAGCAUGUGGGUCGCUACAACUGAUUCUUCUGUACAUAAGUGGCCAGCAGAAGUGCGUAAUCCCCAGAAAGUUUUCGAAAGAGGGGGUUCGUUCUUAGCUGGAAACUUGUCCUUUUCGAGGGCAAGGGUUUCAUUAGAGGGAUCUACCCCUGUACCUGUCUAUAAAGAACCUUCCUUUAGCAUUUAUGGAACUCCAGCAAUUGUGCAGCAUGAGAUUUUAAACAACAGAAGACAUGUGCUGACCAAGGAUACUGCUGGUACAGUUAAGUUGUGGGAGAUCACAAGAGGGGCUGUAACUCAAAACUACGGAGAGGUUUCAUUUGACAAGAAAAAGGAAGAAUUAUUCGAGAUGGUAAGCAUCCCUGCAUGGUUUACUGUGGACACUAGGCUCGGAAGCUUGGCUGUACAUUUGGAUACUCCACAAUGCUUUUCUGCUGAGAUGUACUCUGCUGAUCUCAACAUCUCUGGGAAACCUGAAGAUGACAAGGUCAAUUUGGCACGAGAAACACUUAAAGGGCUGUUGGUCCAUUGGUUAAUCAAAAGAAGGCAGAAAUUUGGAUCUCAAUUGUCAAUCAAUGGAGAAGUCCCAUCUGGAAAAGAUGUAUCUACAAGGAUUUUGACUACUUCUAGAGUGGAAGUAGACGGUAAUGCUGAUAAUGAUUCUGCUGUGUUCCCCCCGUUUGAAUUUUCAGCAGCAUCUCCUCCAUCCAUCAUGACUGAGGGCUCUCAAAGUGGUCCUUGGAGGAAAAAGAUCACUGACUUAGAUGGAAUUGAAGACGAGAAGGACAUGCCUUGGUGGGUUAUAGACUGCGUGAUGAACAAUCGUCUGCCUCCCAGGGAAAAUACCAAAUGUAGCUUUUAUUUGCAUCCAUGUGAAGGUUCUACUGUCCAGAUCCUUACGCAAGGCAAACUGAGUGCACCUCGCAUAUUAAGAAUUCACAAAGUUAUCAAUUAUGCCAUAGAAAAGCUGGUUCUUGAUAAGCCUUUGGAUAGCAUAAACUCGGAUGGGGCUUUUGCUCCUGGUAUGCAUCGAGCUACUGGAGUAGAUGAUUCAUCCCGGACUGGGCCGAAGCCUUGGCAAAAGCUUAAGCCAUCUAUAGUGAUCCUGUGCAAUAACCAGGUUUUAUCCCCUGAAAUGAGCUUGGCAACUGUACGGGCCUAUAUAUGGAAGAAACCUGAAGAUCUUGUACUUAAUUACCGUCUGUUGCAGAGCAAGUGACAGGAAUGAAAGUUAUAAGGUUCGGAGUGGCUUGAGGUAAUGGAGCUCUGUCCAUACAGAAUACUUCUGAGGGUAAGCAAUCUGCUGCAGUGCUUGCUGCUGGCGUUAUUUAUUGUUUGUACAUCCGGGAACCAGAUGGUUGGAUUCAUUUGCAAAAUUUUAACGACAAUCCAAUUUUACCAUUUUCCCAUUGAAUGAUGGUAAAUGAUUUUGUCGAAUCCAUUAGAAGAAAUGGAAGGUUUGCAUGGCUAGUAGGUCGAUGCAAUGUUUAUAUAAAGCUGAGUUUGCAUGUGGUAUAGGUUUUCAGUUUGGAGGGGACAGGAAAUGACAUUAGAAGAUUUUUUUUCAAGGUUUGUAGAUUUGUAUCUGAAAGAAAGUUUGUUCUGGUAGUCUUGCAUGAACCACAAUGUAGGAACGUGAAUAAUUUAUUUGGAAAUAAAAUGUUCUUUCCGGCCAAA